AUGUCUCGCGGCGAGCAGGAGAUCGAUCUUUCACAGCUCUUUUCGGACGUCUCUCGUACCGUUCACGGCAUCAAAAGUAUGCUGGGCAGCAACGAGGCUUCUACUGAUUCGCAUAACUCCGGACUUUUUCCAGGCAACGUUUGUCUUAAAGCCUGUGGUAUGGAGGAUAUUCAAUUUGCUGCUCGGUUUAAGGUUAUCGUAUAA
Molecule: messenger RNA, 204 nt
Organism: Enterobius vermicularis (human pinworm)
Lineage: Eukaryota; Metazoa; Nematoda; Chromadorea; Rhabditida; Oxyuridae
Source: the annotation of a GenBank genome assembly